Messenger RNA from Centropristis striata (black sea bass), 2377 nucleotides. RefSeq names its product cyclic nucleotide gated channel subunit beta 1a (gene cngb1a). The record is from RefSeq and is a predicted model, not a curated record. Bases 6 to 2357 code for a protein of 783 amino acids. Gene Ontology annotation, molecular function: intracellularly cAMP-activated cation channel activity; intracellularly cGMP-activated cation channel activity; protein-containing complex binding. Gene Ontology annotation, cellular component: photoreceptor outer segment; intracellular cyclic nucleotide activated cation channel complex; plasma membrane. Gene Ontology annotation, biological process: monoatomic cation transmembrane transport; retina homeostasis. The transcript is spliced from 18 exons. Lineage: Eukaryota; Metazoa; Chordata; Actinopteri; Perciformes; Serranidae.
UCAUCAUGCUCUGCAGCGCCGCUCUGCUUCGCCGCCAGCUGCCCGCUAACCACGCUGCAGCUCCGGUGCUGACGGUGGAGGAUGUGGACCAGGAUGUGGGGCUUGGAAAAGUCCUGAACAUCCCCAAAAUUAUAACGACCCCAGAUCCAGAGUUCAGCGCGCUGGGUGUCCCCAUGUUCGGUGCUGCAGGUGAUCUGUCUGAAGAGGAGGAUGAUGCUGAGCUGAGGAAGGCCUGUUCCAGUCAGGGAGACCUGCUGACUGCAGACGAGAUGCGUCCCCUGUCGGCAGCGAGUGUGGGCAGCGUGGUGAUCCAGGACCGUCUGAGUGAGCUCGUCCGGCUUUUUAAAGGUCGAACUGAGCAGCAUAAAGACCGUCUGCUGGACCCGGACGACUCGGAGGGAGAAAGUCCUUCAGCCUCGCCGAGCAAAGCUCCCCCUCCUCCUCCUCCUCCUCCUCCUCCAGAGGAGAAGAAGGACGACGCCCCUGCAGCAGCAGAAGAAGAGAAAGAGGAGGAGGAGGAGGAGAAGGAGUUCAUGCUCCCCUUUCAGAUUCUGGGACGUCCGGUGAAACUUCCCAAACUGCCAAAACUUCCCAAAAUGCCCAAACUUCCCCCGAUGCCCGACUGGCUCCGAGCCAUUGUGGAGUACCGCUUCCCCUCCAGCAUCGACCCAUUCAGCGAUCUGAUCUACGUGCUCUGGCUCUUCGUGGUGGUGGCGGCAUGGAACUGGAAUGUGUGGCUGAUCCCGGUGCGCUGGGCAUUCCCCUACCAGACCCCCGAGAACAUCCACCUGUGGCUAAUGAUGGACUACACCUGUGACCUCAUCUACAUCGCGGAUAUCCUCAUCUUCCAGCCACGCCUGCAGUUCGUCCGCGGAGGAGACAUUGUGUGUGAUAAAAAGGACAUGAGAGAGAACUACAUGACCACUGAGAGAUUUAAGAUGGACGUCAUCAGUCUGUUCCCGAUGGAGAUAUUUUACGUUUUCACCGGCGUCAACUCUCUGUUGAGGUUCCCUCGUCUGCUGAAGUACGUCGUGUUCUUUGAGUUCAACGACAGGAUGGAGGCUGUGAUGAAGAAAGCCUACAUUUACAGAGUGAUUCGGACCUCCACCUACCUGCUGUACUCUCUGCACAUAAACGCCUGUCUCUUCUAUUGGGGCUCCGACUACGAAGGACUGGGAUCCACCAAGUGGGUCUACAAUGGGAAAGGGAACGCGUAUAUCCGCUGUUAUUAUUUUGCCGUGAAGACGCUGAUCACCAUCGGAGGACUGCCGGACCCGACCACCGUCUUCGAGAUCUGCUUCCAGCUCAUCAACUACUUUGUUGGCGUGUUCGCGUUCUCCAUCAUGAUCGGUCAGAUGAGGGACGUAGUCGGAGCUGCAACUGCCGGAGAGAACUACUACCGCGCAUGCAUGGACAGCACCGUCAAGUACAUGAACUCCUACUACAUCCCACGAGAGGUCCAGAACCGCAUCAAGACCUGGUACGACUACACCUGGGAGAGCCAGGGCAUGCUGGACGAACAGGAGCUGCUGAUGCAGCUUCCUGCUAAGAUGAGGCUGGACAUCGCUGUGGACGUGAACUACUCUAUUAUCAGUAAAGUCGCUCUGUUUCAGGGCUGUGACAGACAGAUGGUGUUCGACAUGCUGACGAGGCUGAAAUCUGUCGUUUAUCUGCCUGGAGACUUUGUCUGUAAGAAGGGGGAGAUUGGUCGGGAGAUGUACAUCAUUAAGCAGGGGGAGGUUCAGGUGGUGGGCGGUCCCGACCUGCAGAUCGUGUUCGUCACCAUCAGAGCCGGCUCCGUGUUCGGAGAGAUCAGUUUGCUGGCGGGAGGCGGAGGAAACAGACGAACAGCCAACGUGAAGGCGCAUGGCUUCGCCAACCUGUUCAUCCUGGACAAGAAGGACCUGGCGGAGAUCCUGGUGCACUACCCCGAGUCCCAGAAGCUGCUGCGCAAGAAGGCCAAGACAAUGCUGACGAAGGACAAGAAGCCGGACGAGAAGGCGGGCGGGAAGGAGCCCAUGCAGGUCAUCCCGCCCAGACCAGACACGCCUGAGAUGUUCAAGGCGGCGCUGAAGGUGUCGGAGCAGGUGGGUCUGGAGGGAACCUUCACCAAGCUGAAGAAGAGCUACAGACAGACGGAGAGCUCAGCAGAGGUGGGCCCAUCCCUCUCUCCGCUCCCCCCUCCGUCCCCAAUGCACCGCCGCUCUCCGGUUCCUCUGACCGUUGCCCAGGACGACGACGACGCCGUGUCGGAGACCGCCGACAGCUCGGUGGUCAUCAGGAUGACGCCGCGGCAGCAGGGGGAGGAGCUGCUCACCGUGGAGGUCACGCCAGCAGAUGAGCAGGAGAAGAAGUAGGAGGCGUGAGGAGGCAGGAC